CCCUCAGGGCUCAGCUUCGGCCAGUGCCCGAAGGAUGGCGUGCGGGGCUUCGCGCGUGCACUACCUGGAGGGCUUCUGUUGCCCAGUAGGGGGCCUAGCGGCGGGUAAGCCUCGCGUGCUAUGCCACGAAGAGAAGGUCUUCCUGUCCACCGGGCGCGAGUUCGUCUACGUGUACGACCUGGAAGGCGGGCUGCUGACCGCGGUGUACCAGUUCCCCGACCAGGUGUGGCAUCUGCAGCUCCUGGCCCCGCGUAGUGCACUCUAUGUCCUGUGUGCACGCAGAGGCAUCUACUGCCUGUCGCUGGACCCUCCGAGCAGAAGGUCUUGGAGCCAGGCUUCUGAGGACCGAGAGGAUGGGGACCUCCCUUACCCUGUGAUCUGUGUGGACCCAGAUGCCUGUGUCCUUCCUGAUGCUGCACUCUGUGCCUUCACUGUGCUUGAUGAUGUGCUGGUCACCCUGCGGCAGGGCCCCACCCAGUGGAAAAUGCAGCUGUUUGAGCGCCCCUGUCUAGGGGAGGAGCCCCAGCCGGGAGGCCAGUUGGGUGAGGUGGAGUUGUCAACCUGCACCCCCCCAGCUGGGAUUCCAGAGAAGCCUGAAGUCCCCCAUUUCCUGCCAGUGUUGUGCUGCAUGUCCCCGCCUGGCUCCCAAGCACCUCGCAGCCGCCCCCAGGGCUGUGGGUACUUCACGUUAGAGGAGGUUCUCUUUGGUCUACUCUUUGGAGCUGAUGCCACCCUCUUGCAGUCACCUGUGAUCCUGUGUGGUCUCCCUGAUGGUCAGCUUUGCUGUGUGGUCCUGAAGGCCUUGGUCACCUCCAGAUCAGCCCCUGGUGACCCCAAAGCCCUGGUCAAGAUCCUCCAUCACCUGGAGGAGCCCGUGGUCUUCAUUGGGGCGGUGAGGACAGAGCUACGAGCCCAGGAAGCUGCAGAAGGAGAGGUGCUACCUGAUGAGGAUGUUUACUCCAACUGCUUGGUAGCCCUUGGUCACCACGGCCGGACACUGGCCAUCAAGGCCAGCUGGAACGAAUCAGGGAAUGUGGUGCCCGAGCUUCGAGAGUACUGCCUCCCAGGGCCUGUGCUCUGUGCCGUCUGCGGUGGGGAUGGCCACAUGUACCACAGCACACCCUCAGACCUCUGCAUGGUAGACCUGACUCAGGGAAGCACCCCCUGGGGUCCAGAGAAACCUGAUGGGACCCUGGGGAGCCUGCCCUCCGUGCUGUACCCAGCCAGCUUGAGCAUCUGCAGUGUUGUCACACUGUGUGUGUCACCACAGACGCCUGCAGGUGGCACUGAGCUCCUGGCCCUGUCUGCCAAAGGCCGCCUGAUGACCUGCAGUCUGGACCUGAAAUCUGAAGUGCCGGGUUCUGCCAGAAUGACCGUGGCAAAUGCAGGCCAGAAAAUCAAGGAGCUGCUCUUGGACAUCGGUGAUGUCUCUGAGAGAGUGUCCUUUCUGAAGAAGGCAGUUGACCAAAGGAACAAGGCCCUGACAAGCCUCAAUGAGGCCAUGAACGUGAGCUGUGCCCUGCUGUCCAGCCGGGAGGGCACCCGGCCCAUCUCGUGUACCACUACCAUCACCUGGAGCCGCCUGGAGCUGCGGGACACGCUGCUGGCCACCUGCCUGUUAGAGAAUGGUAGUGGCUUCACCCUGGACCAGGGCUGGACCUUGUGCAUUCAGGUGCUCACCAGUUCCUCCGCCUUGAACCUGGAUGCUGCUGGCUCGGCCAUUACCUAUACCAUCCCAGUGGACAGGCUCAGCUCUGGCAGUCGGCGGGAGGUGACGCUACCCCUGGGCCCUAACGAGAGUGGCGUGCUCGACCUGCCGGUGACUGUGUCCUGCUCGCUCUUCUACAGCCUCAGGGAGGUAGUGGGUGGGGCCCUGGCUCCCUCGGAUCCCCUGGAGGACUCAUUCUUGGAGGAUCAUCCCCUCGACCUUCCUGAGCAGGAGGGUGUCUGCCUGCCUCUGAGCAAGCGUACGGUCGACAUGCUGCAGUGCCUGCGCUUUCCCAGCCUGGCUUCAGCCCCUGAACAGGCAUCCUUCACAUCUGGCCCCCCCAGGGACCCCGUGGACACCUUCUUGGAGACCUGCCAGGCCUUGGGCAGUGAGCCGGCCAGCUCUGCCUCUCUGCGGGCCAAGUACCUGCCUCCAUCCACAGCCUCCAUCAGGGUGUCAGCAGAGCUUCUCAGAUCUGCCCUGGAGGAUGGUCACUCAGGCUCCCCCCUGUGUAGUGCCACCCUGCAAUGGCUCCUCGCAGAGAAUGCUGCUGUGGACAUCGUGAGGGCCCAGGAGCUGUCUUCCAUCCAGGGAGUGGCCCCUGAUGGCACUGACAUUCAUCUCAUUGUCCGUGAGGUGGCUGUGACUGACCUGAGCCCUGCAGGCCCCAUCCAGGCUGUGGAGAUCCAAGUGGAGAGCUCCUCCUUGGCUGACAUAUGCAGGGCUCACCAUGCCAUCAUCAAGCGCAUGAAGACAAUGGUCACAGAGCAUGCAGCCCAUGGUUCCAGCCCGCCUGAUCUCCGCAUGCAGUAUCUCCACCAGAUCCAUGCCAACCACGAGGCACUGCUCCGUGAGGUACAGACAUUGCGUGACCGGCUGUGCACAGGGGAUGAGGAGAACUCCUGUGCUGCAGCCCAGAGGCUCCUGCAGGUGUACAAGCAGCUGCGCAACCCCAGCCUUGUCCUACUGUGACCAGCUGCUGGACACUUCCUGCCCAGAGUGUUGGAGCUGCCCUGACAGCAACCCUUCCUGGAACUUUCACAGCCCUGAUGGGGACCAUCACUGCGCAAAUGGGCAGCCACGGAGACAGGGUUUCUGGGGUCUAGACUUGUGGAUUUGAGACUGUUGUCACUGCUGAUGCUACCACACCCCAGGGGCACUGGCUGCCUCUCUGGGAUCACCAAGUGGCAGGGUGCUCUCUGCGACCAAAGCACAAAGACCAUGGGAAAGCUCCUGCAGGUGCCAGUGGCCGGGGCUGUUCCCAGCACUGUGCUCUUUCUAGGCUCGCUUGGGGUGGGAUCCACCCCAGAGUAGCCCCAUGUUCCAGUCUCCUCCUCCCUCAGCUAGGCAGUGCCUGGCUGUUGGUGCUGUUUUUACUAUUGGGGGCGGGGGUCUGGACUUCGUGCCCACUUCUGUUGAGUACUGUCUGUAAUGAGUGUGGCAGAAGCUGUGAGGUGCUAUGCUGACAAGCCACCCUUUCCACUAAGCUCCAGGAUUUGCUGGUUUUUACCCCCUUCGUACCCUCUCUCAGGCUCUACAGGGCUCUGCAGUCUGGGAGGCAGAGCCCUGUUCCCCUCCUCCUUGGCUCUGGAAGUGUCCAGCUACCCUCCACUGGCACUGCUCUGUCUAGAUGGAAAGUGCAGUGACCCCACUACUGACAACCCUGCAGUCUCUACAAGCCUGGCAUUUGUGACAAGACUCUCAUUCCCAUGUU
This is a messenger RNA of Jaculus jaculus (lesser Egyptian jerboa), 3422 nucleotides long. RefSeq names its product FA core complex associated protein 100 (gene Faap100). NCBI's taxonomy places the organism in Eukaryota, Metazoa, Chordata, Mammalia, Rodentia, Dipodidae. Gene Ontology annotation, cellular component: nucleoplasm; Fanconi anaemia nuclear complex. The record is from RefSeq and is a predicted model, not a curated record. The transcript has 10 exons. Gene Ontology annotation, biological process: interstrand cross-link repair. The coding region runs from base 35 to 2680 and encodes 881 amino acids.